Caenorhabditis remanei is the source of this 1590-nucleotide messenger RNA. RefSeq lists its product as uncharacterized. The coding region runs from base 1 to 1590 and encodes 529 amino acids. Lineage: Eukaryota; Metazoa; Nematoda; Chromadorea; Rhabditida; Rhabditidae. The record is from RefSeq and is a predicted model, not a curated record. The transcript is spliced from 12 exons.
AUGUCAAUUAGUUUUGAUUCGGAAGAGAUACCUCAAGAACCGAUUCCACUUGUCUAUAGAGUUUUUGAUGAUAAGAACAGGAGAAAUCGAGUUGACCGUGAUCCAAUCAGAAUACAAAACAAUAGAUUGGCAGUUUCACCUAAUGCAACUCGAUUAAUAUCUCGGAAAGAAAUCAGUGCGACUCCAGAUUUCGAACAACAAUCUGGAACAGCUGCCACGUUAAGUGGCUCAUCUCAUGAAUGGAAAGUGUCUAUAAUUCCACGUGGACAGAACAACAAGCCGACAGGUGUCAAUUCAAUCCCUCCGUUCACUAUUGAUGGGAAGGCGGAUGAGAGAUUCAACAAGUUUUAUAGAACCAUCGACAGUGUAAUCAAUAAAUUGGAUUUGACAAAUAGUGGAGACCAGAAAGCAAGAGAAAAGGAGCCACAGAUUAGAUUGGAGGGAAACACAAAAGACCUCUCGGUCGAAUCGUCUGCAGUCGUCAUCGUUCCCCGUACAACCGUCGCUCCAGGUGUCACAAAUAAAGUCAGUGUGAUACCAUUCCGUCCCUUACAUUUCACAGCUCCGCCCAAGAAUGGACCCCCAGGAGUGUCUCCUCCUCCGGCACCCGGAGGACAGUGUGGCGUUGCACCUGACUUCACACCGUGUGUUAGCAAUGAAAUCGCCAGUAAAUCUCUGUUAGAGUGCUGUAAGAGGAAGAAUCUACCAGCAGGAUGUCAACAGUUGUGUCGAUAUGAUAUCACGCAGGCGGAGAUCCGCGCAGCCAUGGAUCGUGGUCAAUGCGGAAUAUUCAAUGUUGCUCCAUUCUUGAAAUGUGCUUCCCAGGGAAAAGACAAUUCCGAGUGUUGUCGACAUCGUGGAAUCGUUCAGAAGACUGGCCCCCAAUGUGAACAAUUCUGUCGCCCCACUCAAGGAUUAUCAGCUCUCGGAGUUCAACAUAUUGAAUGUCACCAACGGAGUAAACAUCAUUCGAAAUGGGUUAUAAACGUGGAUAUUGAUGAGAGAUUGGUUAUUUUGGAUGAUAAAAUAAAAUCAGUUGGAAGUUUACUGAGUGGGUAUAAUGAUACAGUUGCUGAGGUCGGAUUUGCGAUUCGAAGAAUUCAGAAGACGGAGAAACUGCCGGAAAAAUAUGAAAGUGAUGAGCAGAUAUUCUUCGAAAUGGAAUUCCUCAAAUACAACGUGUCUUCUCCAAUCACUUGGGGUGCCUACAAAACUAUUUAUCGACCAGAAAAGAUAUCAGCAAUGUAUUAUCAUUGGGCAUAUCAAAGGUAUCCGGGGACAGUGGCUGAGUAUGUGAAAAGUGAAGUUGCGCUGUUCAGACACUACCGUACCACGGAGAAGAAUAUCCUUGGCGCUGGAUGGCUGACUGAUCCAAAUUACAAAAACUUUUCGAUUGUUCCGGAAGAGAUGAAAUUUGCAGAGAAACUGAAGGAGAAUGUACUGAAAAAGAUCAAAUAUGUAUACGAUCAACGGGUUUUGUACUGUGAGGAGAUAGCAGAGAUACCGUAUGAAGAGUAUAAAGAAUUUGGACAUGACAUCUUUAAUUGUACAUUUCGAAAUGAGACUGGUAGUAAUAAAAAUGUUGAUUGA